This is a messenger RNA of Mangifera indica (mango), 843 nucleotides long. RefSeq lists its product as uncharacterized. The coding region runs from base 197 to 733 and encodes 178 amino acids. The record is from RefSeq and is a predicted model, not a curated record. The transcript has 2 exons. Lineage: Eukaryota; Viridiplantae; Streptophyta; Magnoliopsida; Sapindales; Anacardiaceae.
GUAUGUAAACUAUCUUCAAGCCCACUCCCGUGUCGAGGCCGAUCCCAAAACUUACAUAAAUCUACAAUGAAGUCCCCGAAUCGUCACUCUCUGCAACUGUCUAAUCACUCGUAGUCGUAUGAAAGCUAUGAGCCAACAGAAAACUCUUCUUAACCCGUACUGUCACUGAGUUCUUUGGCCUAGGCAUUGCUAUAUAAUGGGUGAUUUUGCAAUUCAUAUUAGUGCAAACCUUGUCAAUCGACUUGCUGAGGAUGGUCAGAAGUUGAAGAAGAAAACAAAGAACACUAAAACUAAGACAUUACAUGAACCUCAGCUGUCCCAAAUUAAGGUAAAUCAGAAGCAAAUAUUGGAUGACUCUAAAACACACCAGGGGAAUGUGGCUCCUGAAUGGCCUCUUCAGCCUCUGUUAUUCAUGCCAGUAAAUCUAUCUGCACAGUAUGGGGAAUUAGAUGCUAUCAGAUCUGUUCUUCAAGACAGUGAGAGGGUUUUGGAAAAGUUACACAAGCAGGAAGAGAACAUGGUGCAGGAAGUAACAGAAAGAGCAAAACAUCUCCAUGAUCAGGAAUUUCAGCUUCCUUACCAGAAACCUUUACCCUGUUUGGCAGAGAAAGAUGCUUGUGAGGCUUGUUACAAGAACUUUGUCAAGGAUCCCCUGAAAUGUAGCCAGGUGCUUAGAAGUUAUGCAGAUUGCUCCCGUAAAGCUAGGCAGCUAGUAAAUGCUGCAGAUAAGUAGAGUCGAUGGAAAUUUCUAAGUCAUUUAUGUAAGCACAAGCUAAUUGUCUUUUUGAGCAACACUUGGAUUUUUGCUGUGAAAUCAAACAAAACACUAAUUUGUUGUCACCA